Molecule: messenger RNA, 5396 nt
Organism: Colias croceus (clouded yellow)
Lineage: Eukaryota; Metazoa; Arthropoda; Insecta; Lepidoptera; Pieridae
Gene: unc-13-4A
Product: BAI1-associated protein 3
Exons: 24
Coding region: 1-3774 (1257 amino acids)
Source: RefSeq, a predicted model, not a curated record
AUGAGUUUCCUUUCGUCGUUGAGCCAAUAUGUGGCGGGUGUGGCCGACAGCGUGGCCGGCCUGGCCCUCUCUCCGCGCCGGGUGCCUCCGUCCCGCCACAGAUCCGCUGAAGAAUCUCAGCAACAACCACAAUCCUCAGCGGCAACUAUGAGAGGUUUUCCCCGUGUUCUGCCAACUGAAGGUGCAUCAGCACUUAACGCAAGACGUCGAACCUUAGACUGUUUGGCACCAGCCACACCCCACCGCCGUGGGGGAUCCCUGCGUGUCCCCAGGAAUCUACCCCCAGAGAAGCCUACUAUGGCAUUUUGCAAACGUCGCCUGUCAUGGCCAGAAGUUGAUAAUACUGUUAACUCAGGGGUUCAAGAUACGGAUGGCUCGUAUUUCGAAAGCUUCACAGCUUUGUCAUGGCGUCAAGAGAACAGGCGGCUUGCUGCCCUGCGAUUGGCUGAAGCUCGCGCAGAGCGUCCACCACCAGCUCCGCAAGAUCUCGGCCUACCGAGUGUUUCUGCUCAACUGUCACAUAAAGAACAUGAGCAUCUCUAUACUGAGGUUCUUUACUGCAUAGAAAAUGCGGUAGGCGCACCGGCGCCCGAUGGGCAAUUCGCGGCUUACAAGGAAGAGGUGAUCGAGUACGCCCGCCGCGCUUUCAAAGUGUCUCCAGAGGUGCACGGCAGGGCUCUGCGUGCUGCGGGCAGUGAACGCCCUCCCACCGUCGUGCUGGGCUGCGCUGUCAUUGAAGCUGAUGGGCUAGAAGCUAAGGAUGCUAAUGGGUUCAGCGAUCCGUAUUGCAUGUUGGGUAUCCAACCGGCGUCGCUGCCCGCUUCCCCGAGGGCUUCAGAGGACGAGGGUCGCAAACACGGCUUCCGCUUGAGUUUCAAACGCCGUGACGGACGUCAACAGCGUGACAGUUUGGGCAGGCUGCCAGCCCGGUACAUUCGCGCCACAAGUGUGCGACCUCACACCCUGUCGCCCAAAUGGAAUGAGACGUUCAAAUUUGACAUAGACGACAUAUCAUCGGAUGUGCUACACCUAGACAUAUGGGAUCACGAUGAUGAGAGCUCCGUGCUAGAUGCCGUAUCCCGUCUCAACGAGGUCCGUGGCGUCCGCGGCCUCGGUCGUUUCUUCAAGCAAGUGUGCCAAAGCGCUCGUCAAGGGAGCCAGGAUGAUUUUCUUGGAUGUGUCAACAUACCGCUACGAGAGAUCCCGUCAACUGGGGUGGAGGCGUGGUACAAGCUGGAUGCCCGCUCCCAGCGCUCGUCAGUGCAAGGCAGGAUUCGACUGCGACUCUGGCUCUCUGCCCGUGAAGCUGGGAGACAUGAUGACGAUAAUUGGCAACAGGUACGCCAACACGAGCGCCUCUUCGGAGUUCUCCUAGCGCAUGAGGUGGAAACAGCGUCCAACGCUCCCAGUGAAGGUGCUGAGAGCGACAGCCAUGCAUGGGAGGGCGACUUGUGCGGCGCAGCUCAGACGCUGCUACAUCAACAUGCUGUGCAGGGCGACUUGAGCCCGCUGCAAGCUGCUAUCGCACGCUUUGCUGCUGCCUGCCGACUUAAUAGUGAUGCACCGUUGGACCCAAAGUACAUGUUCAAACUGCUAAACGAACUAGAGCGAGCAUGGUGUGCUAGCGAGGCGCUAUUAGGGGGUGGCAGUGGGGACGCGGGCGCGUGUGCGUCGCGCGACGAAGAGCGCUGGCUCGCAGACUGCUUCGGGGAGUUUGUGGAGCGCGCAUUGCAUCAAUUGCGACUCCAUAGGGACUUGUAUCCCGUGCUGCAUCAUCUCAGCUUGAACAAGUUGGAAUAUCUUCUGAGAUGCUUAAAUCAGCUGUCCCAGAUGAAAGCUUUCUGGAGGUGCUGUCCGUUCAGUAAGGAAAUGCGGAGCGAAAUAGUGGCAUCACUGCGGAAAGGUACAGCGGAGUGGUACGAAGCGUUGUGCGCUCAAGACACUGAGUCAGAACGGGGAGAGGAUCUGGUCAAUCUCAUCACACUAGUACAAAUUGAUUUGCAGCAAGGCCUCACAUACUACCACCCCUUGUUUGAAACGACUAACAACGUCCCAUACUUCAACGUUGUUUUUACACAGAUUGAUAAAAUGGUGUCGGAAGAUGUAAAGCAAUGUGUCGAGAUCUGGAUAUCGGAGGGUUGGUGUGGUGUGGCCGAAGAGGAUGGUUAUGAUGAGCACGGCAAUGCGGUAUGUAGCGUGGUGUCAGCGAAGACGUUGCCGUUCGAGGUGCUGGCGGCGGUGCGCGAGUUGUGCGCGGCGGCCGCGCCCGCGCCCCCCGCGCACGCGCCACACGCCCAGCACGAACCGCCGCCGCAGCUUCUCGAAGCUUACCAAUGGUUCGAACCGCUGAUCGAUCGAUGGCUGGCCGUCACUAAAACUAUGGCGCUGCAAAGAGUCCGGGCAGCUGUGGAACUUGAUCGGGCAGUAGAAGGAGAACACAUCGUGAAACAUAGCACAUCUUCAGUCGAUACGGUGGCUUGUCUGUACCAUAUGAGGCUUGUAUGGCGGGCAAUAGGCGGAGCUGAAGAGGGAACCUUGGGAGGGAGUGUGAGACUGUUAGAAGCGGCUUGUGCGACGGCCCUGCACUACGCUGACUUAGUGCAUGGAGCCCUAGCUGAUCAGGGAUAUUAUGAAAACCAUGGACAAAAUAAAACAACAGAAGAGAUAUGCACGAUCGUGAAUAACUUGGAGUACGUGCGGCGCUCGCUCUCCGAGUACGACGAUGAACACAUUGCCAACGACGAGAACUCUCGUCAGCUGGUUCGCGGCGCGCUCGGCACGCUCGAGUGUCGCUCGAUGCGCGCGGCCGUGCCGCUCGCGGUGCGCGCGCGCCCGCCGCUGCGCAAGGCGGUGUUCCAUCUCGCAUGGUCGCCGGACUCGCUGCCCACACAACAGGCGAUUACGCCACUCCUGGAAUUCUUGGAUCAACAUUUAUCUUCUCUGAAUACAUGGCUGUUGCCGCGAGCUUUUACGAGAUCAUUAGCGGCCUGUUGGAACGCUGUGUUGAAGGAAGUCUCAAACCAAGCGGACUCUGGCGGUGCUGAAAAACCAAGAGUCUAUCAUCACAGACUUAAAGAAGCGCUAGAUCUUUUGGCCGAAUUCUUCCACGCUGAAGGAAAAGGACUUCCAAUGUCAGAAGUGCACAACUCAGAAUGGAAGCGUCUAGAACAACGGAUGCAAUACCAUCAGGCUCCGACUGAGGAACUGCUAGAGCUGUGGCUGGAAGACCGACUGGCGGAACAAGCUCGCACUCCCAUGCCUUCUCCAUAUGGGUCUAUUUUAAUACGCGUGUACUUCAACCACGACUCGCUGUGCGUGGAGAUACUCUCCGCGCGCGACGUGAUCCCGCUCGACCCGAACGGGCUGAGCGACCCGUUCGUGGUCAUCGAACUACUGCCCAAGCGGCUCUUCCCCAAGACACAUGAACAGACCACUAAUGUUCAAAAGAAAACGCUAAACCCCGUGUGGGACGAGUGUUUCGAGUUCAGCGUGUCCGUGGAAGCGUGUCGCUCUCCGCAAGCGACGCUUGCGCUGUCCGUGUGGGACCGCGACGUGCUCACGGCGGACGACUUCGCGGGCGAAGCGUUCGUGCCGCUCGCGCGCGCGCCCGGCGUGCACUCGCACGCGCCGCCCGACCCGCUGCGACCCGUCGAGCUGCCGCUGAUGCAGCUGCAUGAUCGAGGCCAUCCAAUCUUGCAGAUACUGGAAUCUCGAACAACGGACAAAUUGGCUUUGGAUUUCGUGAAAAAACAAAAGCUGCGAUUCGCGGAAUAAGGAACUCGUUUUCCUUAUCACUACUGUUAUAUUUAUUACUACAAUAUAUUAUAUGUUACACUGUCCUUUGAUUUGUUUUCUGUUUGCACAACGUCCAUUCGAACAUUUCGACAAUAUAUUCAAAAUAUAUUUUAAAGAACUUUGACUUUUACACUAUAUAUAUUAAGUACUCGCUAAGGUAAACAUUUUAUCAGUAUUAAUAUAUGUAUAUAUUUGUAUGUGUACUAAAGACUGUGUAAUUCUUCUAUUUAUGAGAGAAUAUUAUGCAUAUUAUGUGGUUUUCAAAAUUUAUAUACUUGUGUAUAGCCUGCACUCUCGGAGCUUAUGUCCCUAGUUGUUAGAUUCUUAGAAACUCCCGACCAAGUACUUUAAGACUUGUUUGUUAACUAUAAUUUUUGUAGUUUACUCGUAAAUACAUCUAAGGCGCAAACGUAUCAAUGUUGUAAGAUUCUAAUUUAUUCACUAAUCAUUCAUUUUAUGUACGUAAUUAAUUAUAUUUAAUACCACUCUCUACCAUUAAAAAAAAGUUCCUUUUUGCGCAAAAAAAGACCACUCAACAUAUCUGAAACUUCCCAGGUCUAUAUAUUUUUUGCAUCAUUCGUAUCUACUUCAAUUGAAUCUUUCUUAUUUAGUUCAAAUAUGUAGUUUAAAAUUGUUACGCUGCGCCGAACACACCGUAGUGACAUUCAAUACAAUUCAAGCACGAAAAACCUGAGCAAAUUACGUUUUCUAAAAGACUGGCAUCUUUACAAAUUCACAGAAUGCUUCUUCACUAAUCCACAACUAAACUGAAAUCCUUUGCACAGCUCUCGACCCACCUUUGUGCCGCGUUAUCUAAGCUUUAAGAUGAGCUUCAGCAGUCUCGAGAUUUCCUAUCAUAUCUAAUUCUACACCUAGUCUUGACGACUGAUUUUUCAUUGUUAGUUUUAAUCGAUAUUUGUAUUAUGAAUAUUUAAUAUUUUAUAAAUUGAUGUGAAAUUUUUAAGUGUAUACAAGUGAACUAAUAUAGAUAAAUUGUAUUGAUGUUUAUAAAUGGCUUAGUUGAUAAGUGGAACAUAUAUAAUAUGUGUUAUGUAGUACUUUCAUUGUGGCUUGUUUUUAAGAUUAUCCACGGUUGUAACUGUAUAACGCAUUCAAUGUUGUGAUUUUAAGUAUAUAUAGACAAUUUAAUGUAAGUUUCAUUUUAUAUUGCUUAUCCAAAACAACAGUUUAUUCGUAUUAUGUGAAAUAUUAAACGUGAAGCGAAUGUUAAUUUGCAGAUUUUUAACACUCUUCUUAUACCUAACCGUGAUGGAUCUAUCGCAUAAUCGCAAAGUACCUACUUAUUCAAUACGAACAAAGAGUCCUGCGUAACCAGUAACUUCUAAAUAAAAUGUUUUAUAAAGAUAAAGCAUUGAAAAUUAUAAAAAUUAGCUUUUGAUAUUCGUAUAUUUUUGCAUACAGAUUUAAAUAUUGGUCCAGUUUUGUAUUUAACAUAAACAAUUCAUAUCCACUUCAGAAAGCAUAUCGCCGAGCUUAUUGUUAGAAAUAUAAUUUUAUAAGAGAUUUUAAUUAUUAUUUAACCAAAAAUAUUUUAACUAAACCAUACCAAAAGGUCAAUUAAAUUUUAGGCUAUAUCUAUU